Leptopilina boulardi is the source of this 1956-nucleotide messenger RNA. RefSeq names its product cytoplasmic phosphatidylinositol transfer protein 1 (gene rdgBbeta). Bases 190 to 1077 code for a protein of 295 amino acids. The transcript has 8 exons. NCBI's taxonomy places the organism in Eukaryota, Metazoa, Arthropoda, Insecta, Hymenoptera, Figitidae. Gene Ontology annotation, cellular component: cytoplasm. Gene Ontology annotation, biological process: phospholipid transport. Gene Ontology annotation, molecular function: phosphatidylinositol transfer activity; phosphatidylinositol binding. The record is from RefSeq and is a predicted model, not a curated record.
UGUGUCGUCUGUUCCAUGACGAUCGCGGCGCGCUCUCCCCUGUUAUACUUGUUAUUUCUAUUCGGCUUCAGGUUAUAAACUAAUAUAAUAAUAAUAAAAGAAAUACCUAGUAUUAAAAAAUUCGUAUUUAACUAUAAGUGAAUUAAAAGUAAACUUUUUCAGUAAAGUUUCCCGAAGAAAAAGUUUAAUAUGGUUUUAACAAAGGAAUAUCGUAUUUGUAUGCCACUCACAGUCGAAGAGUAUCGAAUCGGUCAACUUUAUAUGAUCGCUCGACACAGUCAUGAACAAUCUGAUCACGAUGAAGGGGUCGAAGUUGUUGAAAAUUGCGAAUGUGAGGAUCCUGAACAUGGAAAGGGUCGAUAUACAGAAAAAAGAAUUCAUCUUUCUAGCAAACUUCCGUACUGGAUUCAGUCAAUAAUUCCAAGGAUAUUUUACGUGACUGAAAAGGCGUGGAAUUAUUAUCCAUUUACAAUAACAGAGUAUACCUGUUCAUUCAUUCCAAAAUUUCAAAUCUACAUUAAAACAAGAUAUGAAGAUAAUAAUGGUUCCACGGAAAAUUGUUUAGGUCUAUCACCAGUAGAACUUGUGCAUCGUGAAGUUGAUUCCAUAGAUAUUGCUUAUGAUGAAAUAACCGCGAAACAUUAUAAAGAGGAAGAGGAUCCAAAGUUCUUCCAGUCGAAAUUAACUGGUCGAGGUCCUUUGAUAGAAGGAUGGAAAGACACAACUCAACCAAUUAUGUGUUCCUACAAAGUAGUAAAUGCUUCCUUCGAAGUUUGGGGUAUGCAAACACGAGUUGAAGACUUUGUACAUCGAUGUAUUCGAGAUAUUUUACUACUUGGCCAUCGUCAGGCGUUUGCUUGGAUUGAUGAAUGGCACGACAUGACAUUGGAAGACGUGAGAAAAUAUGAGGAAAAAAUGCAAGCCGAAACAAAUGAAAAAGUACAAGCUAAAAUUCAUGGAUUAGAGGUAAAGACUGAAGAAUCGAUUCCCGCUUCACCCACAAGUUCCAUUCCAUCAUCUCCUACUCUUAAGAGUCCAACACAAGCAAGUGCUCGGUCAUGGUUCUCUUGGUCGUAGCCUAUCGCCAAAUAAAAACGUCAUCACCUCUAUAGAUUAAAAAAAAAGGAUAAUACUCCUUAACGAAUGUAAAUAGCCUCAGAACCUUUGUUAUACAAAAAAAAAAUGAAAUACUCCUUGUAUUGCUGAAAGCACGCACUUAUCUUUAAAAGAUAAUAAUAGCAUUAUUUUUUUUUUUUGUUUCCUCGGAAAGAAAACUGUAAUUUUAGAAGCAUCAAUUAUCGCAAGCUUUAUUAUUGGUACUUAAAUAGAAAGCUGUCUGUGAUACGAGCUGGAUUCUAUUUUUCAAAUUCUCAUUUUCAAGGUGACAAAAAUAGAUAUCAAAAUUUCAUAAAAAAAAAAAAAAAUUAUAGUAGAAUAAUUUUACUUGACAAAUUUUAAAUGUGGCUAUGACUUAAAAAAUUUACAAUUUAAUUACUUAAAGUUUCAUUUUUUAUGUACUGGUUACUAAAAAUAAACAAUUGCUAAAUAAUUGAUUUUUUUACAUAAAUAAGACAAAAAAAAACAAACACUUUUCUUGUGAAAAAAAUAUUCUUCUAUUGCAAAUAUAAAUGGGCUUAAAGGAAUAAUAAAAACUGUAAAUGUUAUACACAAUACAGCCAUAAAAUAUACGUAUUUUGCACGCUUGUGUGCUUAUUGUUAUAUAUAUAUAUUUAAAAUGAUAUUUAUUUAUAGCAAAUUAAAAUCGACUUUUGAGUUUAUAAAUUAUCUUGCCUAUAACUACAUAUUGUACGAAAAAAAUGGGUGUCCAUAAUUGUUAUAAACUAUUUCUUUCGGUCUCUCUAUUUCAAGAUAGCCAUUCUUUUCCUGUUAAUCUCAUUGUAUUCUCUGUAAAAAAAAAAUCGAAGACAAAAAUAAAAGGAAAACUAAAUUAAGAAA